Molecule: messenger RNA, 1560 nt
Organism: Fusarium proliferatum ET1
Lineage: Eukaryota; Fungi; Ascomycota; Sordariomycetes; Hypocreales; Nectriaceae
Exons: 4
Coding region: 1-1560 (519 amino acids)
Molecular function (GO): monooxygenase activity; oxidoreductase activity, acting on paired donors, with incorporation or reduction of molecular oxygen; heme binding
Source: RefSeq, a predicted model, not a curated record
AUGAUCUUGGAACGCCUACUACCUCAAUCCUUCAGCACUGCUGUCCUGUGGCUCACCGGAGUCAUCUUGACCCGGCUUCUAUACAACAAAUACGGACAUGGUCUGAAUCACGUACCUGGCCCUUGGCUUGCUGGUUUUACAGAUCUUUGGAGACUCUUCGUUGUUCGUGGUCGUCGAGCACAGGAAGUUCAUAUCGAGCUACAUAAGAAGUACGGGCCUGCUGUUAGAUUGGGCCCUCGAGCAGUAUCCAUUGCAGAUACAGAUGCUUUGAAGGUUAUUUAUAGUCCAAGCGCAGGAUGGUCCAAGUCAAAGUUCUACCCAGUACAGCAGGCUCUUGCUAAAGGAAAGAGACUCGAAACAAUGUUCAAUACAGAUAACGACAAAUACCACGCCAGACUUCGAAGAUCGGUUUCGAAUGCCUAUGCAAUGAGUACCCUGGUUACAUUCGAACCCUUUGUUGAUUCGACAUCGGCUGAAUUCAUCAGGCAGCUCAAGCUUCGCUUCUCCGACCGGACUGGUGGCGCAGGGAUAUGUGACUUUGGGGCGUGGCUCCAGUUCUACGCUUUUGACGUGAUUGGAGAGUUGACCUUUUCUAAGCGAUUGGGAUUUGUUGAGAAGGGUGUUGAUAUUGACAACAUUAUCCGGGAUCUGGAGAGUUUCUUAAACUACGUGUCAUGGAUUGGCCAGAUCCCAUUCCUGGAUAAUCUGUUCAUAAAGAACCCAAUCAAAAUAUGGCUGGUCAAAUAUGGGUUCCUCAAUUCCAGCGCCCCCGUUGCCGAAUUUGCGAGAAAGCACCUUGUCGAACGUCAGCAUGAAGAAGCAUCGGAUACGCCGAAAGCUCCGAGGAGGGACUUCUUGAAUCGUUUUAAAGAGGCGCACAGCAAAGACCCUGAAUUUAUUACUGAGCAGCUUGUCCUGGCCCUGACAGUAGCUAACAUGUUUGCGGGCUCUGACACAACCGGUAUUACACUGCGAGCUGUCUUCUACCACCUGCUCAAGAAUCCUCCAAAGAUGGAAGCCCUUCUCAGAGAGCUCGGAGCGGAGAGCAAGGCGGGCCGGUUCUCGAGAGAUGACGGACUCGUGCAAUGGGAAGAAGUAAGAGAUCUACCAUACUUGAGCGCCGUCAUCAACGAGGCCCUUCGCUGUCAUCCGGCUGUAGGGCUUACUCUAGAGAGAAUGGUGCCUCCGGGUGGGGUUACACUUGCUGGGUACUUUAUUCCCGGAGGGAGUAUCGCUGGUUGUUCCCCGUGGGUCAUCCAUCAAGACACCGAAGUGUAUGGUGAUGAUGCCGCAGAGUUUCGCCCUGAACGCUGGACCGAAGCAACACCCGAACAGCGAAAGAAGAUGAAUAGUUGUCUAUUGUCCUUUGGCGCUGGUGCUAGGACGUGUGUUGGCAAGAACAUAUCAUUAUUGGAGCUCUAUAAGCUUGUACCGACCAUUCUACGGAUUUUUGAGCUUGAGCUGGUCAAUCCAGAGACUCCAUGGAAGCUUCACAAUGCUUGGUUUGUGCGACAAAUGGACUUCAAUGUAAGACUCAGGGAAAGAAAGAAGAUCCUUUAG